CGGUGCACAUCGCCAUUUUAUACCCGCUCCAUUACUUGCAACUAUACCGAGACCUUCCUUAACCGUCAAACUCACACCAACUUCUAUCCUCUUCCUCUCUCCUUCGACCUGUUAAUAUCCCUUCUCCGCUCGUCCCUCCGGACCCACGUACAAGACAAUGUCUGUACCGGUCACAUAUAAGCCUUCUCCCUUGGGAUAUGGCUCUUCUCCCACACGCAGCUCCCCCUUUCGCAGACCCGAGUCCCCUGCUUCGCCCUCUCCUCUCCGGCACAUUACUCCCACUGGAUCGCCGACCAAGGCUGGACCUUUUGGCGCGACAUCACGAUUCGCUAGACCGACCACUCCCACGAGCUCCCAGCCCAGCUGGACACCCAAGCCCAAGACCCCAGUAGCAGACGACAUGCCUACAUCUCCUUCACGAAUUGGCGCGUCGCCGCGCACUCCAGUAUCAAAGACGCUUGGCAAUGGCAAUGCGUUGUCUCAGCUGCAACCUACUCAGGUCCGGACACUUCGAGACGGGUUUCAAAUCUUGGAUCGGGACUGUGAUGGAGUUGUCAACCGAGAAGACGUCGCCGAUAUGCUCAGCCAGCUAGGCCUUCCUUCACACCCAGCAGACGUAUCAAAAUUCUUCCCCCCUUCUGCACCACAGACCAUUACUCUUGCAGUAUUCCUCAACUCCCUCGCCGAUGCCCUCGCAGCUCUCUCGCCCAGUGCCGAGCUCCUGUCCGCCUUCUCAGCGUUUGAUGAUGACGACAGCGGCCAGGUAGACCUGGCUGAACUGCGCAAUGCACUCUUGGAGACGGCGCCCGAACCCGGUCAGAGACCUCUGACGACCAAGGAGGUGGAUAAGAUCAUGAAUGGAUUCACCGGGCGUCGGGCCUUCAAUCGCAACAUGAAUGCACACAUUGGUGCCAAGCGAGGCGAGGUCUUCAAGUACCAGGAUUUCGUUCACUCCAUCAUGGGCUCCAACAAUGGUUCAGAAGGCAACUCCAACGAGAACUCUGAGGAUUGAGCAGUUCUCUGGUCACGGUGUAAGUUAGGGAUUUGGUUUGGAAAAGGUCGAUUCGGUUUGGAAACGGUUUGGGCAAUGGAUUUGGGAAUAGCAUAAGUCAUCGAAUGAGAACACGAGUAAUUAUUGCACCCUUG
Messenger RNA from Fusarium vanettenii 77-13-4, 1146 nucleotides. RefSeq lists its product as uncharacterized. The record is from RefSeq and is a predicted model, not a curated record. Gene Ontology annotation, biological process: mitotic cytokinesis; actomyosin structure organization. NCBI's taxonomy places the organism in Eukaryota, Fungi, Ascomycota, Sordariomycetes, Hypocreales, Nectriaceae. Gene Ontology annotation, cellular component: myosin II complex; cytoplasm. Gene Ontology annotation, molecular function: myosin heavy chain binding; cytoskeletal motor regulator activity; calcium ion binding. Bases 158 to 1012 code for a protein of 284 amino acids. The transcript is spliced from 3 exons.